Messenger RNA from Peniophora sp. CBMAI 1063, 1101 nucleotides. The record is from the annotation of a GenBank genome assembly. NCBI's taxonomy places the organism in Eukaryota, Fungi, Basidiomycota, Agaricomycetes, Russulales, Peniophoraceae.
AUGAACUCGCUCCGGACCGCGUCCAAAGCCUCGCGCUCGGCUCAGCGAAGAUAUUCUUCAAACUGGGUAUCCAACAGCCGGCCAGAGAAGUUAGAGACUACUCAGGACUGGUCAAAUCUCUCGGUCUCGCGAGCACAUAGGCGAGGACAGCUUCAAUUUCUGUCACAGUUUGGGUCUGAGCAAACACGAACAUGGAAGCCUCAUAUGCAGCUGCAUAAGGCUACCAAGCCGCGUGACACGACGCUGAACGCGCUCGUAGCAGCCGGCGCCCACUUCGGACACUCGACCUCGCUCAUGAACCCCCACUUCAUACCCUAUGCCUACGGAGCACGUGCAGGAAUAACCGUCAUUGAUAUGGACCAAACCCUACCCAUGCUCCGCCGGGCAGCCUCGGUUGUUCGCGGCAUCCUCGCCAACGACGGCACGAUCCUCUUCGUCGGCACUCGGCCCGACCUUGGUCCUGCAGCACGCAAAGCAGCUCAACGCGUAGGAGAUAACGCAUACUAUGUUGCGAGCAAGUGGACGAGCGGCUUGUUGACGAACCGCACGCAGUUCUAUGGCGAUGCGAGUGUCGACAUGCGUGUGGUGCCCGACUGCGUGGUCGUGCUCAACCCGUUGCAGAACAUGCACGCAUUACGCGAGUGUGCACUCGAGCAUGUUCCCACAAUUGGCAUCAUCGACUCGAAUGUCGACCCGCGUAUCGUCAUGUACCCCAUACCCGCCAACGACGAAAGCACACGGACGGCCGAGUUGGUGGCCGGCGUGCUGUCCAUUGCCGCUCGCGAGGGUCUCGCACUUCGCAAGGAGGAGCAUGCGGACGACCUCGUCAGGGAACUCUCGAGCCUGACCGAUGAGGACUUCACCGAGGAGCCGGAGGAGGAGACCGACCCUGAUGCUGUGGCUCUGGAGGCCGAAGCCGAGGAGAACGAGAGACUCCUUGCAGAUGUAACGCGACAGGAGGACGCUUUGGAUGCGUUGGAGGCGAUGGAAGGUGCCGAGGAGUCGGCUGAUCUCGCCGGUCUGGACGAGAUAGCGGCUAUGAGCGAGGAGGCGCUUUCGCAGGUCAAGGCGCUUCGGGGAGAGAAGGGCUCAAAAAGCUAG